Molecule: messenger RNA, 970 nt
Organism: Schistosoma intercalatum
Lineage: Eukaryota; Metazoa; Platyhelminthes; Trematoda; Strigeidida; Schistosomatidae
Source: the annotation of a GenBank genome assembly
AAACACCGAGUUCAAGGUUGAAGCAUUGGUAGACGGUUCGAAUAACUACAGAUAGUAGACGCCAAUAGUUAUCCUCACGUUUCACAGUAAAGCUAAAUAGUUAUUAUGCGUCUACUGAUUCUUGAAGAUCCUGAAGAAGUUGCAGUAUGGGCUGCUAAAUACGUAAUGAAAAAGAUAACUGACUUCAGGCCAUCUGAAUCGAGAUACUUUGUUCUUGGUCUUCCAACCGGUUCAACUCCUUUGGGUAUGUACAAGCGGUUAAUUGAAUUUCACCAUGAUGGCAAACUUAGUUUUCGGUAUGUGAAAACCUUCAAUAUGGACGAGUAUUUGGGAUUGUCUCACGAUCAUCCACAAUCUUACCAUUACUACAUGUAUCAUAAUUUUUUCAAACACAUAGAUAUAGAUCCGAAAAAUGUGCAUAUACUCAAUGGAACAACUAAUGAUCCAGAGGCCGAAUGCGAAAUGUUUGAAAUGGAGAUAAAGAAAGCUGGAGGUAUUCACUUGUUUGUUGGUGGAAUAGGCCCGGAUGGUCAUAUCGCCUUUAACGAGCCAGGUUCUAGCUUAGUAUCUCGCACACGUGUCAAAACACUGGCAAAGGAGACUAUUGUAGCUAAUGCUAGAUUUUUUGGAGAUAACAUGUCUCAGGUUCCUGAGCGUUGCUUGACAGUGGGAGUUGGAACGGUAAUGGAUGCUAAUGAGGUUAUGAUUCUAGUCACUGGGACUUCUAAAGCAUUAGCAUUGCAGAAAGCAAUCGAAGAGGGAGUAAGUCAUAUGUGGACAGUAUCUGCUUUCCAGCAUCAUAAGAAAGCUAUAUUUGUUGUUGAUGAAGAUGCGACAAUGGAACUCCGCACAAAAACUGUUCGUUAUUUUAAAGACCUAGACAGUAUACAUCGCAAGCUAAAUGAAAUAUCAUUUUAGUUAUGUUUUGCUUACAGAUGUCCUAGUGAUUUUAAAUAAAACAUUGUGACAA